Messenger RNA from Geodia barretti, 3095 nucleotides. The record is from the annotation of a GenBank genome assembly. NCBI's taxonomy places the organism in Eukaryota, Metazoa, Porifera, Demospongiae, Tetractinellida, Geodiidae.
AUGCUUCUGUGGGUCUGUGUGGCUCAUUGGAGGGAGUCAUGGCUCACAGGGAGUGGAAGGGAAGUUGCUGGACCCUCACGCCUGUAGUACCCCCCCCGCCUCAGUCUUCCAGCCUCCAACUCAGGAGCCCAGAGCUCUCUGAGAUUCUGAGGAGGUUGGUACCAGGAGCUAGAAGUGACUGCAGCCAACUUGGCUAUCUAGAUAAGAGCUCCUCUAUUGUUGGAGGUCCCAGCUGCACCUCUGGGGGACAAGCUCCGUUGAAUAGGACGAUGACACCAUCCCUACCACCCUCAUCGCUUCCCUCACUUCCUAGUGAGAAGACUGAUGCACCACAGACGGUUCCUGAUGUUUACUUCGGAGAAUGUCUGACGGGGACACAAAGGCAGAGCUCUAGUGGUGGGGUGACUCUCACACCUGGCUGUUACAGCCACCAACAAAGUCACUCACGCCCUGUUGAUGCGGCAAAGGAAUUGGAUAAACCUCUGACUUCAGACACAAGUGGCAGAUGGUACCGGAGAUCUUCCGCAGGCCCUACAGAGAGUGGACGGCAAGGAAAUGGAGUUGAAAUGGUUCAGACAAGGCUCAUGGCUAAACAAGACGGCUCACUUCUGCUGUCCAAGGUACGCGGAGUGGCCGCAGAGAAAAAUGCUCCCCAGCGCCGUUUGGACGGGGAGCUGAAAACAACAGACGCCACUGGUGCCCGCAAUCAAAUCUGGAGCGAUGUUAGGUGUAUGGAUGGCAGUGAUCUGAGUGCCGCUGAACCUCAGCUGGGGACGGCUGCCGAGUGUGCAAUGGUUCUGAUUUUCGCCGACCAAUCAAGUCAGCUCCGAGAACAAAAGGCAAAACCGACAAAGCAAGUUACCGAGAUUGAUGGUGUCUGCGUGGCUGUUGCUGGGGAAGAAAGCUCGAGUCUCGAUUUCUUUUUUCUCCCCCUCGAUCCGAAAAAUCAGUCACUGGAUGAGUGGUGCAAAAAACAGCUGCUGCAUCUGUUGCUCCAUACCAGAGUCAUCUGCUACAAUGCCCAGGAGAUCCUCACUACUCUUAUCAACCACUACCAGACUGCACUCUUCUCCUGGCAAGUUUAAUUAACCAAUCAAUUUCACCUCUUUUAUUAUCUAACCCUCUUUUUGAGUUUAUCUCUUGAGGCAAGAGGUGUUGAAAUAUCUUGCUUGAUAUCCUGGCCAUAUGUUGUCCCAUUGAUGGGACCAGACUACACACGCAGUAUGUCAUGACUCCCACCUUGAACCCUGAAAAAAAAACUGUUUUGCACGGUGCACGAUCUAAAGGAACGAUUUGCUGUGAGAGGUGUGGCUAAAGUGGCGGCCGCUGGACGUGAAAGUUGGGGCGUGGCUCCUCGACCCUGAUGAUGCUCCAGACAACUUUCACCAGACUCUCUCCAGGUUCAACAUACGACAGCCGUCUUCUUCUACCAGCCACGCUCAAGACCAGGUGUGUUUUGAUGCGCUUGUUUGCCAAGACAUGUCCCUGCUCGGACCCCUAAUGGUUGCUCUCUACCACCGACUUGUAGAAACCAACCUAUGGGAUCUCUUUACAGAAGUGGAGACAAAACUCGUUCCUAUUCUAGGCGCCAUGGAGGCUACUGGUGUUCAGGUGGACACUGAGAAACUCUUGCACUUUGAUGAACUCCUGAAGCUCAGGAUAGCUCAUGUAGAAUCCACUGCUCACAAGGCUGCAAAGAGAGUGUUUUCCAUCAACAGCACUCAGCAACUGCGGAAGGUACUAUUUGACGACCUGCAACUGGACAAACAGUGUGCUAAGAAACUCUCCAAAACCAACAUCCUCAAACACAAGUCCACGUCAGAGUCUGUGUUGCAUCAGCUUCAAGACCUACACCCCCUUCCCCGUCUAGUUCUCGAGUACAGACAGCUUUGUAAGAUGAAAGCUACCUACAUUACAGGCCUCCUUCCCUUCAUAUCUGAGGGAGUGCUUCACCCAUGCUGGCAGCACACUGGAGCAGCAACAGGGCGUCUGGUGUCCUGCAGCCCAAACAUCCAGGCCUUCCCAAAGCAGCCAAUCCUUUUAGGAACAGUGAAAACACAUGUUGUCGGAAAGGAGGGGGAGAAGCAGAGUGUUGAAGUGCGUGGAGCUGUUGUUAGCCGAGACGGAUACAUGUUUGUGUCCACAGAUUUCCGGAGCAUCGAGCUGCGGCUGCUGGCACACCUGUCGGGAGACCCUGUUCUCAUUUCCGCUCUCACCACUCAGCCCCAACACACCUCCAGCUGCGACGUGUUUGCCCAUCUGGCAGCUCAAUGGCUGGAUAAGAGUAUAGAGAAUGUGACGGGUGGAGACAGGGAGAGAGCAAAGAGAGUUGUCUAUGCAAUAGUCUAUGGAGUUGGUAAGGACAAGCUGGCUGAAAUACUCGGCGUGAGCCCAAACGCAGCAAAGGAACUAAUGACCAGUUUUCUGAGUAGAUUCUCUCAGGUCAAGAGUUACAUGCAGAGAAUGAUCAAUGAAGCGAGGAGAAAAGGCUAUGUGGAGACAAUAUGCCGUCGGAAACGCUGGUUUCCUCAUAUUGACUCUGGCAACCCUCACCUGCGAUCUUACUCUGAGAGGCAGGCCAUCAACUUCCCCAUACAAGGUUCUGCAGCCGACUUGUGCAAAUGUGGAAUGGUUCAAACGCUGCGGAUGUUGGCUCGAGAGAGCCCACAGACGAGACUUCUGCUUCAAAUCCAUGACGAGCUCCUGUUGGAGGUCCCCAAUCAACAUGUAUCACUAGUCUCAGAAAAGGUGAAGGAAGUGCUUGAAUCGCCUGACUUGAUUCCCUCGUGCAAAUUGAAGGUUCCACUGGAGGUCCGCGUAACAGUUGGAGAUAAUUGGGCAGCAGUUAGUUCUCACUAGGACCCAUCCGUCUGUCUUGACAGUAGACAGAUCUACAUACAUACAUAAAGCCAUUGAAUGGCUUUCAAUGUCUUGUUCAAUAGACUAAGAAUACUAUGGCUUUCUGUGUCUUGUUAAUCAGUGCCGUGUGUUGAUUCUGUAUCGUGAAACAAUAGUGUCACCAAGCUAUCAGUGGACAAUGUUCACACGUUGCAAUAAUCUAUAAUGAAUUUUAUUAUGAUGAUGCUCAACGAGAG